Peronospora matthiolae is the source of this 351-nucleotide messenger RNA. The record is from the annotation of a GenBank genome assembly. Lineage: Eukaryota; Oomycota; Peronosporomycetes; Peronosporales; Peronosporaceae.
AUGGGAUUUGCAGAGACCUCAAAUUUUAGUCUGAACUGCUGCGGCAAAUUGACGAUUCUCCGCGGUGCUUUUGUAUACGAUCUGCAGUCAAGCGAUUCCACCACUGCGGAGAGAUUCCUGUCGAGCUUUGUUUGCGGUUACUUCACACACGGAGCUGCCCAGGAGAUUGACAUCAGGGGAUCAUCGGAAAGCACAACGCUGGAUUUACUUCGGCCAGCGAUGAACGCUCUUUCGAUUCCCUCGAAGCUGCCUACUUUGGCCGAGCUGUUCCCGUCGACGCCAACCCUCGUCACAUCGUCGUUGUUGUACAUUCCAUCGACUUUGCAUCUCACACGGAUCCCGACAUCUUGA